Messenger RNA from Ochotona princeps (American pika), 1007 nucleotides. RefSeq names its product olfactory receptor 51E2. Gene Ontology annotation, cellular component: membrane. Gene Ontology annotation, biological process: G protein-coupled receptor signaling pathway. The record is from RefSeq and is a predicted model, not a curated record. The transcript has a single exon. Gene Ontology annotation, molecular function: G protein-coupled receptor activity; olfactory receptor activity. The coding region runs from base 45 to 1007 and encodes 320 amino acids. Lineage: Eukaryota; Metazoa; Chordata; Mammalia; Lagomorpha; Ochotonidae.
AGUGGGACCUCACCCGCUCUAGUCCCCUCUCCUCAGUGCCAGCUAUGAGUUCCUGCAACUUCACACAUGCCACCUUUGUGCUUAUCGGUAUCCCAGGACUAGAGGAAGCCCAUUUCUGGUUCGGAUUUCCACUGCUGUCAAUGUACGCCGUGGCAGUGUUUGGGAAUUGCGUCGUGGUCUUCAUCGUAAAGACAGAGCGCAACCUGCAUGCUCCCAUGUAUCUCUUCCUCUGCAUGCUGGCAGCUAUUGACCUGGCCUUGUCCACAUCCACCAUGCCCAAGAUCCUCGCCCUCUUCUGGUUUGACUCACGGGAGAUUACCUUUGAAGCCUGCCUUGCCCAGAUGUUCUUCAUUCACGCCCUCUCAGCCAUUGAAUCCACCAUCCUGCUAGCCAUGGCCUUUGACAGAUAUGUAGCUAUCUGCCACCCACUGCGCCAUGCCUCGGUGCUCAACAACACAGUCACCGCUCAGAUCGGCAUGGUGGCCCUGGUCCGUGGAUCUCUCUUCUUUAUCCCACUGCCUCUGCUCAUCAAAAGGCUGGCCUUCUGCCACUCCAAUGUGCUCUCACAUUCUUACUGUGUGCAUCAAGAUGUGAUGAAGUUGGCCUCUGCAGACACAUUACCCAAUGUGGUCUAUGGUCUUACGGCCAUUCUGCUGGUCAUGGGUGUGGAUGUCAUGUUCAUUUCCUUGUCCUAUUUUCUCAUUAUACGAACAGUGCUGCAACUGCCUUCCAAGUCAGAGAGGGCCAAGGCCUUUGGGACCUGUGUGUCCCACAUUGGUGUGGUCCUGGCUUUCUAUGUGCCGCUCAUUGGUCUCUCAGUCGUGCACCGCUUUGGGAACAGCCUUGAUCCCAUUGUGCAUGUGCUCAUGGGGGAUGUCUACUUACUGUUGCCACCUGUGAUCAAUCCCAUCAUUUAUGGUGCCAAGACCAAGCAGAUCAGAACACGAGUGAUGGCCAUGUUCAAGAUCAGCUGUGACAAGGAUCUUCAGACUGUGGAACACAGUUGA